Messenger RNA from Brassicogethes aeneus, 573 nucleotides. The record is from the annotation of a GenBank genome assembly. Lineage: Eukaryota; Metazoa; Arthropoda; Insecta; Coleoptera; Nitidulidae.
AUGUUCUUAAAAUGUGAGGGAGUGAAGGACAUAGAAAUAUCAGGACCCAGCCGUAUUAGAGCAACAUGCGAAACUGCAGAACAAGCAAACAAACUGAUUGAAAAUGACAUCUUUAAACUCUACAAGUAUGAAGCUUUUAUCCCUGCAGAAAAAGCUGAAACAAAAGCCAUAAUACACAUCGACAAAGUUUUCACUAUAGAAAAAAUCACCCAUGCCGGAAAAGGAUUAAACGACGAGAAAAUAAUAAGAGCCAGAAGAUUCACAAAAAAAAUCCUUAAAGAAGACAAUUCCGAAGAAAUAAUUGAACUAAACACCGUCCUAUUGUACUUUAACACAGAUAAAGCCCCGACUCACAUCACUAUAAAUGGACUACGUAUUCGUACAGAACAGUACAUUGAACCAGUGGUUCAAUGUAGAAACUGUUUGGCAUAUGGACACUACAAAGCCCAAUGCCGCUCCACCACCAAAUGCCUAAAAUGCGGAAGCACUGACCAUAUUUUAGAGACAUGCAACGCGGAAAAACCAACUUGCACAAAUUGUAAAGGAGAACACAACACAAAUGACAAAAAUUGA